AUGUCGAACUGUUCAGAGUCAAAGUUUCUGGAACUCUACCGCGGAUCGACGGUUCUACUCGCUGGAGGGACGGGUUUUUUAGGAAAGACCUUGUUGGAAAAGAUUCUUCGAUGUCUACCGGUCAGGAAGAUCUACCUGUUAAUCCGCACGAAGCGAGGAUGCUGUGGCGAGGAGCGAUUGAAGACAAUUCUGGAAGAUCGAUUGUUUGAUCGCGUUCGUAAGCCGGAACUGAUCGCCAAGAUUGUACCCGUUGAAGUGGACUAUGCGGAGAAGGACUUCGGACUUGCAUCCGAGUUGACUUGUGAAAUUCGGAAGGAGGUGGAGAUAGUGUUGUAUUGCAUCGCAACGGUCAAGAUGACGGGAGCGUUGAAGGAAACGGUUGAGACGAACGUGUUUCUUGCGAGAAGAAUGCUCCGAUGGUGUCGGACCUUCCCAAGGUUGGAGGCGUUCGUGUACACAUCGACGUUCUACUGUAACUUUGACAAGGAGAUAUGCGAAGAAAAAGUGUACAAGGAACUACCAUUUGGAAGCUACGAUAUUGUCAUGAAUAUGAUGAAGUAUUUGUCGGCUGAGGAGUGUGAACAGUUGAAAAGUACAAUCUUGCAGAAAUUUCCAAAUACGUACACUUUCAGCAAACGACUAGCAGAGAUCAUGAUCGAGACUGAGUUUGGACAAACUUUGCCCAUUGCGAUCUACCGACCUCCAGUUAUUACUCCAACGUGUCGUGAACCGAUGCUAGGUUGGACGGACAACUCUUACGGACCGGUGGCGUUCGUCAAAAGCUUUUGGGACGGCCUGGGACUUGUAAAGUAUGAAAACGCUCGCGUCAAGUGUGACCUUGCUCCCAUCGACUAUUGCGCGAAUGCCGUGCUGAUUUGUGCGUUCGAUGUUGCUGAGAAGAGACGUGUUAGCAGUGAUGCCUGCGUUCCGGUGUACAAUCAUCACAGUAAUAUGGUCAAGACCACUUUUGGUGACAUGACGAGCUGUAUUGGAGAUUCGCGGAAGGGAUUUUGGGAGAGGAUAAUAUGGAAGUACUGCUGGUUUUCAACGCCGUUUCUUUGGAUGAUGUACCUGAACGUAAUUUUAGCCAAAAUUAAAGACUGUCUUGCACAGUGGCUUCCGGGUUCUAAUCCAGCACACAAGUUCUACUAUCAAUGGUCUGCAAUGUGGUUCAUGCGAUACAGCCAGUCCGUAGGUUUCGUGACAUUUCGCAACUGGAAAAGUGUUUCGAGCAACCUUAAGCAAGCCCAGAGGAACCUCAGCGAGCACGAGCAACAAAUAUUCUUCACCGACCUGGAUGAAAUCAACUGGCGCGAGUAUUUGAGUGGUUACGUCGAUGGCGCAAUCCAAUAUCUUGAGAGUGUAAAUAAAAAGAGAUUAAAGAGUUGA
Culex pipiens pallens (northern house mosquito) is the source of this 1389-nucleotide messenger RNA. RefSeq names its product putative fatty acyl-CoA reductase CG5065. The transcript is spliced from 3 exons. Gene Ontology annotation, cellular component: peroxisome. The record is from RefSeq and is a predicted model, not a curated record. Gene Ontology annotation, biological process: long-chain fatty-acyl-CoA metabolic process. NCBI's taxonomy places the organism in Eukaryota, Metazoa, Arthropoda, Insecta, Diptera, Culicidae. Gene Ontology annotation, molecular function: alcohol-forming very long-chain fatty acyl-CoA reductase (NADP+) activity. The coding region runs from base 1 to 1389 and encodes 462 amino acids.